ACAAGAAGAUGAAGCUAACAUUAUUUUCAAAGCUGCUUCUUCUCUCCCUUUUGGCAUCACUUAACUUUAUUGAGGCCAACCAAGCUGAUAAUCUUCAAAGGCUGAUUAAGUCUAAAAGAUGGAGAAACUCUUUUCAGGCAAAUUCUCAAGAGGAAUCAAGUGUAAAACACGAGUAUAGUCCUGUGUAUAUUGGGACUCAGGAUGGUUCAAUGGAACUUGACAAGAUUACUACAUUGCCUGGCCAACCUAAUGGUAUAAACUUUAGUCAGUACUCAGGUUAUGUGACGGUUGAUCCUCAGGCUGGAAGGGCAUUGUUUUACUAUUUUGUUGAGUCACCUCAAAAUUCUUCAACCAAACCUUUGGUUUUGUGGCUCAAUGGAGGACCUGGAUGUUCGUCUUUUGGGUAUGGGGCUAUGACUGAAUUAGGACCCUUCAGAGUAAAUAGUGAUGGCAAAACACUAUUUCAAAAUGACUAUGCAUGGCACAAUGUGGCAAAUGUAAUCUUCUUGGAAUCUCCAGCUGGGGUAGGCUUUUCAUAUUCAAAUACAUCUUCGGACUAUGACCACUCAGGUGAUAAUACAACUGCAGUUGAUGCCUAUACAUUUCUUGUCAACUGGCUGGAGAGGUUCCCUCAAUAUAAAACAAGGGAUUUUUUCAUAACUGGAGAGAGCUACGCUGGUCACUAUGUCCCUCAGCUUGCAAACACCAUUCUGCUCCACAAUAAAUACUUAAAUCAAACUGUUAUCAAUCUCAAAGGAAUUGCGAUUGGUAAUGGAGUGCUUAACUAUCAUACAGACGUCAUGGGAGAAAUUGAUUAUCUAUGGACUCACGCUUUGAUGUCAGACGAAUCAUACAAAGGCAUAUACAAAUACUGUGACUUUGUGAAUAGAAAUUUUUCAGAAAAAUGUGUGGACGUUUAUGAGACGGGAUUGAAUGCGAUAGGAGAUAUAGAUCCUUACAACAUUUAUGCCCCACUUUGCCAUGAUGUGGAACCAAACAAUGCCCAGAAGAAAAAUUCAAUUGGUUCACAGGUAAGGAACUUUGAUCCUUGCUCAGACAAUUAUGUGAAGUCAUAUCUGAAUAUUCCAGAGGUUCAAGCCGCUCUUCAUGCAAAGAAUACAAAAUGGCAGGGUUGCAGCUAUUUAAUUACCAGCUGGAACGAUACGACCCUUACUGUCGUACCCCUCAUCAAGAAUAUCAUGGCUAGCGGUGUACGAGUGUGGAUAUACAGUGGUGACAUAGACUCAGUUGUGCCCGUUACAUCAUCUAGGUACUCCAUAUCAACCCUCAACCUUCCUAUCAAGGCUGCUUGGUAUCCAUGGUACACCAAUGAGGAGGUUGCAGGAUAUGUGGAGGCGUACGAUGGAUUGACAUUUGUGACAGUGAGAGGAGCUGGACAUUUGGUUCCAAGCUAUCAACCAGAACGUGCACUCACCAUGAUUUCAUCAUUCCUUAAUGGAGUUCUUCCUCCUUCAAAAUGAUCCCCUCUAUGCUACAAUGAGUGAAGUC
Messenger RNA from Pistacia vera, 1509 nucleotides. RefSeq names its product serine carboxypeptidase-like 40. The transcript has 8 exons. Gene Ontology annotation, biological process: proteolysis. The record is from RefSeq and is a predicted model, not a curated record. Gene Ontology annotation, cellular component: vacuole. Bases 9 to 1481 code for a protein of 490 amino acids. Gene Ontology annotation, molecular function: serine-type carboxypeptidase activity. Lineage: Eukaryota; Viridiplantae; Streptophyta; Magnoliopsida; Sapindales; Anacardiaceae.